AUGGGUCCCUCACUCCCCUCGCGGAAGCGAAAAGAAAUUGUCGAAGCGGUUGUCGAGUCCGACGACGAAUUCGGCGGCGCUGAACUCGAGGGCAUCUUAUCGCAAAGCGAAGACGAGAGCGGCGUUGAAGAAUCAGAAUCGGAGGGCGAAGAGCCCGAACUCGAUGAAGAUGAGGAUGAAGACGAGGACGAGGAUGAGGACGAAGAUGUGCCAAGUGACGCCGAGCAAGACAAAAUCCCCAAUGGCAAGCACAACAAGAGCGCCUUCGAUGAGGAAGUAGACGACGACAAGCCCAACUACAGAGUCGUCAAAGACGCCAAUGGAGGCGAGCGCUACGAGUAUGAAGAGAUCGACCCCGUCUAUGACAGCGACGAUAGCGACGCCCAGGGCCCCGUCAACACCAUCGGCAACAUCCCGCUCUCCUUCUACGACUCAUACCCGCACAUUGGAUAUGACAUCAACGGCAAGAAAAUCAUGCGGCCUGCCACGGGCGAGGCUCUCGAUGCCCUGCUGGACAGCAUUGAGCUUCCCAAGGGCUGGACUGGCCUGACCGACCCCGAGACGGGCAAGCCGUUGAACCUCAGCCAGGAGGAGCUGGAGCUUCUGAAGAAACUGCAGAUGAACGAGAUUCCUUCUGAUGACUAUGACCCCUAUCCAGACCUGAUUCCCUACUUCACCAGCAUCGAGGAAAAGAUGCCGCUGAGCGCCGCCCCAGAACCUAAGCGCCGAUUCGUCCCCUCCAAACACGAAGCCAAGAGGAUAGCCAAGCUGGUGCGGGCCAUCAAGGACGGCAAGAUCCUGCCCUACCGCCCUCCCGAGCCGGAAGAGACCGAGGAGGAGGAAAAGUACUUUGACAUCUGGGCCAACGAGGAGCCCCAGGACCGCCACAUCAUGCACAUCGCCGCGCCCAAGCUGGCGCCGCCCGGCUAUGAUCUCAGCUACAACCCGCCGCCCGAGUACCUCCCCACGGCCGAGGAGAAGGACGCCUGGGAGAAGCUCGACCCGGAGGAGCGCGAGAAGGAGUACCUCCCCAGCCAGUUCGACGCCCUGCGCAAGGUGCCCGCCUACGGCGAGUUCGUCAAGGAGCGCUUCGAGCGCUGCCUCGACCUGUACCUGGCGCCGCGCGUGCGCAAGAACAGGCUCAACAUCGACCCCAGCUCGCUGCUGCCCAAGCUGCCGCGCCCCGAGGAGCUGCGGCCCUUCCCGACCGUGUGCCAGACCAUCUUCCGGGGCCACUCGAGCCGCGUGCGCACCGUCGCCUUCAGCCCGGACGGCGAGUGGAUCGCCUCCGGCAGCGACGACGGCACGGUGCGUGUCUGGGCGCUCAACGGCCACCAGGAAUGGAGCGCCCAGCUCAGCUCCGCCGACGAGCCCGAGCCCGUCAACAUGGUGCGCUGGCGGCCCAGCAAGGAGACCUUCAUCCUGGCCGCGGCCGCCGGCGAGGACCUCUUCCUCAUUGCCCCGCCCAUCGUCAGCGAGGCCACCGAGCAGGCCAGCCGCGACGUGCUCGACGCCGGCUUCGGCUACGCCACCAACGGCGCAUCAUCAUCAGCAGCGACCACCGCCGACGGCGCCAAAAAGGAGCCUCCCGCCAAAUGGUCACGCCCCAGCUCCUCGUCCCUCGUCGCAAAGGGCGUCCUCCUCAAGGCCACCGUCCGCUCCGCCAUCAAGACCAUCAACUGGCACCGCCGCGGCGACUUCCUCUGCACCGUCUCGCCCACCGGCCAGCGCAGCUCCGUCAUCAUCCACACGCUCUCCAAGCACCUCAGCCAGGUGCCCUUCCGCAAGCUGCCCGGCCUCGCCCAGACGGCCCAGUUCCACCCGACGCGCCCCUACUUCUUCGUCGCCACCCAGCGCAUGAUCCGCUGCUACGACCUGCAGCGCCAGGAGCUCCUCAAGGUCAUCCAGCCCGGCGCCCGCUGGAUCUCCUCCAUGGAUGUCCACCCGGGCGGCGACAACCUCAUCGUCGGCUCCUACGACCGCCGCCUGCUGUGGCACGACCUCGACCUGUCCAACCGCCCCUACAAGACCAUGCGCUUCCACCCAGAGGCCAUCCGCGCCGUAAAGUUCCAUCGUGGCCUGCCCCUCUUUGCCGAUGCCAGCGACGACGGCUCGCUGCAAAUCUUCCACGGCAAGGUCGUAAGCGACUUGAUGGAGAACGCCACCAUUGUGCCCGUCAAGAUGCUGAGGGGCCACAAGGUGGAAAAGAAGCUGGGUGUCAUGGACGUGGACUGGCAUCCCAAGCAUCCUUGGAUUGUGAGUGCUGGUGCCGAUAUGACUUUGAGAUUAUGGGCAUAG
Molecule: messenger RNA, 2298 nt
Organism: Trichoderma atroviride IMI 206040
Lineage: Eukaryota; Fungi; Ascomycota; Sordariomycetes; Hypocreales; Hypocreaceae
Biological process (GO): ribosome biogenesis; maturation of LSU-rRNA from tricistronic rRNA transcript (SSU-rRNA, 5.8S rRNA, LSU-rRNA)
Cellular component (GO): preribosome, large subunit precursor; PeBoW complex
Molecular function (GO): protein binding; ribonucleoprotein complex binding
Source: RefSeq, a predicted model, not a curated record